Molecule: messenger RNA, 1302 nt
Organism: Gigantopelta aegis
Lineage: Eukaryota; Metazoa; Mollusca; Gastropoda; Neomphalida; Peltospiridae
Product: collagen alpha-1(IX) chain-like
Exons: 9
Coding region: 1-1302 (433 amino acids)
Source: RefSeq, a predicted model, not a curated record
AUGAGUGGUACUCCUGGUCCUGAUCCUGAUCUUGGCAUGCCUGGAGAUUUGGGAAUACCUGGUCAUAAUGGUACUCUUGGCUUGAAAGGAGACCCAGGCAAUGAUGGAAAUCCUGGCCACAAUGCUACUCUAGGACCUGCAGGAAAACAUGGACUCGUGGGUUCAAUAGGAGAUUCUGGUGACCCAGGACAACCUGGACAAGAAGGAGAGACAGGAAUACCUGGAAAAGAUGUUAUUGGACUUCGUGGUCCUCUUGGUCUUCCUGGACGUCGUGGUUUACCUGGUCAACAAGGUAAUAAUGGAUCCAUUGGAAUGAUAGGAGCUAAAGGACCACCAGGAGAUAAAGGAGAUAAAGGAAGUAAAGGGCGUAAAGGUCGUCCAGGAAUGAAGGGUAUGACAGGGGAGGAUGGUGAUCGUGGUCCACCAAGUAACAGAACUAUAAGAGGUAUUAAAGGUGAUCAUGGGGAGAAGGGUAUGACCGGACCUCGUGGUAGAAAGGGUGAUUCUUUUGGUCUUAUUGCUAAGGGUAUGAAAGGAUCUGUAGGACCUCCAGGGCCACCAGGAAUCAAUGGAACAGGUGGACCUAAGGGUGAAAUAGGAGAGAAAGGAGACCAAGGUCCAAAAGGUGAUCCAGGUCCUGAGGGUGAACAAGGACCAAAUGGAACAAAGGGAGAGCCUGGAGACAAAGGAGCAAAAGGAGUAGAUGGUCCAAAGGGAAUGAAAGGAGACAAAGGAGAUCCUGGUCUUAAAGGGAUUCCAGGACCAAUAGGACACCAGGAAGAAAUGGUCCUGCUGGAGAUCCUGGGACCUCCUGGAGAAAGAGGUGAAAAAGGAGAUAUAGGAGACCAAGGUCCAAAAGGUGAUCCAGGUCCUGAGGGUGAACAAGGACCAAAUGGAACAAAGGGAGAGCCUGGAGACAAAGGAGCAAAAGGAGUAGAUGGUCCAAAGGGAAUGAAAGGAGACAAAGGAGAUCCUGGUCUUAAAGGGAUUCCAGGACCAAUAGGACCACCAGGAAGAAAUGGUCCUGCUGGAGAUCCUGGCAUGAAGGGAGUCAAAGGAAUGAAAGGAAACACCGGACCUCCUGGAGAAAGAGGUGGAAAAGGAGAUAUAGGAGACCAAGGUCCAAAAGGUGAUCCAGGUCCUGAGGGUGAACAAGGACCAAAUGGAACAAAGGGAGAGCCUGGAGACAAAGGAGCAAAAGGAGUAGAUGGUCCAAAGGGAAUGAAAGGAGACAAAGGAGAUCCUGGUCUUAAAGGGAUUCCAGGACCAAUAGGACCACCAGGAAGAAAUGUAAUAUGCUAG